AUGGAGCCGGAACCCAGCACACACCUUCAUGCAAAGUCGGAUUCCCGCUGCGAGGGGGUGAUACUGGCUCUGUCUGACGCCGCCAGUGCCUCAGAGGACGAAACGACUGCGACCUCCUACGAUGACUUACCUAGCGCGAAAGCUUGCCUACGUCUUGGGGCAUUCGUUGGAUGCAAACGCAACCCCGCAAGACAAGAAAUGGUGCGAUUUACCGGGCCAUGA
Molecule: messenger RNA, 222 nt
Organism: Aspergillus puulaauensis
Lineage: Eukaryota; Fungi; Ascomycota; Eurotiomycetes; Eurotiales; Aspergillaceae
Exons: 2
Coding region: 1-222 (73 amino acids)
Source: RefSeq, a predicted model, not a curated record